This is a messenger RNA of Closterium sp. Naga37s-1, 2079 nucleotides long. NCBI's taxonomy places the organism in Eukaryota, Viridiplantae, Streptophyta, Zygnematophyceae, Desmidiales, Closteriaceae. The record is from the annotation of a GenBank genome assembly.
AUGGCCAUGUAUUGUACUCUGUACUUCUCAAACGCUUCGUCUCUUGCCUCCAACCAGCUGUAUGGUGCCAUUCCUGAAAUCUUCACCCAGCUCACGCACCUCACCUACCUCAGCCUGAGUCUCUUCAGCAACUACCUCUCCGGACCUCUGCCGGAGGGGGCAUGCCAGGCUCGAUCAUUUGAUGCCAACUGCUUCACGCUGCCUACUAGCUGUGCGCUGGUGCUGCAGCGGAAAGAGGAAGCUUGCAAUGCCUUCUGUGGCAUCUCCUCUGUUGCACCUUCGUCCUCCGUUAGUGCAAGUGCUGCUGCUGCUUGUGGUGGCAAAGGGCUGGCUUUCCAUGUCACCUUCACCUUUGUCCUUUCAGCUCAAACAACCUUUUUCUUGGGCCACAACGGCUUUGCCUUUGUCGUCUCGGCAACGAACCAGGUGGGGAAAGGCUCCGGUGUGGGUUAUGGUGGAAUGGACAACAGGAGCAUGGCGAUUGAGUUCGACACUCUGACGAACAAGGAGCAUGGUGACAUAAGCGGCCAGCACGUGGGGCUGAAUGUACGAGGCCAGGACAGGUCGUUAGUCGCUGUGAAUCCGCCAUUCGUACUGAAAAACAAGAAGGCAUACACAGCGUGGGUGGACUAUGAGCCUGGGGAGCCCGGCACCAUCCAGGUGUUCCUGGCUGCCACGGAGGUGAAGCCAGCGCAGCCGCUGUUGGAGAGGAGGCUGGUGCUGUGUGAGGUGCUGCAAACUGGAGCAGAGCAGACGGCGUUCUUCUUUGGGUUCGUGGCGUCCACCACUGUGAAGGCCUUCCAGAUGCAAGUCAUCCUAAAGUCGGCAGUGCACACAGCUUUUGGCCUGACUCUCUCUGUGGCGUCGUAUGCGCCAGUGGGAGCCAGUCCCUUCAUGCGGUACAUGAGUGCCGACUACCGAGUGUCCGCCAACCAGCUCGACCCGUGGCAAGUCAGCGGCUCCCACUCCUGGGACUCCAUGCCCUUCCUCGGCUGGCCGGUCAAGAACCAGAAGGACUGCAAUGCAAGCUGGGCGUAUGCGGUGGUGGCGAGUGUGGAAGCAGCAUACGGCAUUGCAUUGAAUCAACAGGCACCGCAGCUGUCAGUGGACUCACUCUUUGCAGCCAUGGGGCUCACUUCUCCAGCAGCCAAAUGCAUGGCAGGGGGCUCUCCUGCCGUGGCCUUUGCAAAGCUUCUCACCCUUCCCCGUGGUGGCCUCACAACAGAUGGCAAGCGGGGUUUUGAGCGCACGCGGUUCAAGGGGUAUGUGGGACUCCUGCUGGCAGUGCAGCGGCAGCCAGUGGUGGUUCAUAUCGAGGCGUCUGCUGCCACGUUCAUCGAAUACGACGGGGAUCCUACCUGCUAUACCGGCAACCUUAACCAUGCUGUACUCAUUGUUGGGUACCUCGUUUCAACAACUAAUGCCCGCCAAAGCCCCAUGGAUGUGCCAUUUUGGAUCAUCCGCAACUCGUGGGGAGUGGAGUGGGGCGACCGGGGCCACAUGCGCAUGGACAUUCAGGGAGCGAAUGGCGUGUGUGGCAUCAACGUGCUGCCUGGCAUCUAUCCCAUUGUCAAGACCAACACCACAACCUCCACCUUGAAUAUCACUGGUGCCAACUGGUGGUGCUCUGAUGUCUUUCCUGCUGUUGGCCUUGCAUUGGCUAGCGUUCCAGUGCAAAGCAUGGGUGACACCUGCUCCUCUAUCACCGCCCAGAUUGGACUCGCAGAAACUGAGCUUGCCUCCCUCAAUCCCGGACUGAACUGCUCCCAGCCCAUUAAGGCGGGCCACUCUCUGUGCCUCGAGCGCAACGCCACCUUCGCCUUCACCGUUCCUCGGUGCUUGCAGUACGGCAUGCUCACAGCACAGGACACGUGCGAGGACCUGUUGCUGCAGGGCAUGGAGUCUAGUGAGGAUGAUUCCGUGGGCCCUUUAAGUGGGGACGCGUCCGUGGGUUCGGGCCCCUGGAUUGAGCUCUACCGCAACAAUCCCGGCCUCAUCUGCCCUCGCACCAUCCAUGCGACCAGCUCCACUGUUUCCAGCGUGACCAGCGUGCAGGUGUGCCUCAAGGCAGAGCACUAG